AUGGCUGAUCAUACCAAUACGACCACUCCCUUGCUGGAUGAUCAUGAUGUCGGAGGAAGGAGAAGCUCAUCUUGGGUUCAAAAAGUGAUAGACGUGGAAGAAUCAAAGGCUCAAAUUAUUUAUGCUCUUCCAAUGAUAUUCACAAAUCUUUUCAUCUAUUGCAUCCCUUUAACAUCUGUGAUGUUUGCUUCUCACCUCGGCCAACUCGAGCUCGCUGGUGCAACCCUCGCCAAUUCUUGGGCCACCGUGACCGGGUUCGCCUUCAUGACAGGGUUAAGUGGAGCACUUGAGACAUUAUGUGGUCAAGGCUUUGGUGCAAAAACCUACAGAAUGUUGGGGAUCCAUCUACAAUCAUCUUGCAUCGUCUCGUUAGUCUUCACCAUCCUCAUAUCUAUCUUCUGGUUCUUCACAGAACCGGUUUUCGGACUUAUCGGACAAGAUCCCAACAUCUCAAGACAAGCUGCACUCUAUAUGAAAUACCAAACUCCCGGUUUACUCGCUUACGGAUUCUUACAAAGCAUUCUGAGAUUUUGCCAAACACAAUCCAUCGUUACUCCGCUAGUCAUCUUCUCAUUUGUUCCCCUGGUGAUCAAUAUUGGUGUUGCAUAUGUUCUGGUCUAUGUAGUUGGCCUUGGCUUCAUUGGUGCUCCAAUAGCUACAUCUAUAUCAUUGUGGAUAGCUUUCCUUUCUCUUGGAACUUAUGUUAUAUGUUCUGACAAGUUUAAAGAAACAUGGACCGGGUUUUCAUUAGAAUCAUUCCGUUAUAUAGUAAUAAACUUGACGUUGAGCCUCCCUUCUGCUGCUAUGGUAUGUUUGGAAUAUUGGGCGUUCGAGAUACUUGUGUUCUUGGCAGGAUUGAUGCCUAACCCGGAAAUCACCACCUCUUUGGUAGCUAUAUGCGUCAACACGGAGUCGAUUAGCUAUAUGUUAACAUAUGGACUUAGCGCUGCUGCAAGUACGCGUGUGUCCAACGAACUUGGAGCUGGAAAUGUAGAAGGCGCAAAGAAGGCCACUUCUGUAACCGUUAAGUUGUCUUUUGUUCUUGCGCUUGGCGUAGUGCUUGCUUUACUUGUAGGUCACGAUGGCUGGGUCGGGUUAUUCAGCAAUAGUCGUGUCAUCAAAGAAGAGUUUGCACCAUUGACAUUCUUUCUUGCUGCAUCUAUAACACUUGAUUCAAUCCAAGGUGUUCUAUCAGGAGUGGCCAGAGGAUGCGGAUGGCAGCGUGUAGUCACUCUUAUAAAUUUGGGGUUUGUGGAUUGGUAUGAUAUGUGGGAUAUUUUGCCAAUGUUCAUCACUCAUGCUUAUGACAAUUUUCCGGAAGUGGACAAAGCUGGAUGCUUCGGUCUGAAGACUAUGUCAUUGUGGACAAGAUUAAUAAUUUUUCUCCAUAUGUUUCAAAACAAUAGACUUUUAAGAUUUUUGCACACUAAUUAAAAAAUUACGAAC
Molecule: messenger RNA, 1446 nt
Organism: Eruca vesicaria subsp. sativa (arugula)
Lineage: Eukaryota; Viridiplantae; Streptophyta; Magnoliopsida; Brassicales; Brassicaceae
Source: the annotation of a GenBank genome assembly